Zootoca vivipara (common lizard) is the source of this 2489-nucleotide messenger RNA. It is a transcript of the gene RAD21L1, whose product is annotated as RAD21 cohesin complex component like 1. The record is from RefSeq and is a predicted model, not a curated record. Gene Ontology annotation, cellular component: meiotic cohesin complex. Gene Ontology annotation, molecular function: protein binding; chromatin binding. Lineage: Eukaryota; Metazoa; Chordata; Lepidosauria; Squamata; Lacertidae. Gene Ontology annotation, biological process: sister chromatid cohesion; replication-born double-strand break repair via sister chromatid exchange.
CCCCCGUUCAGGUCAUCAAGUUAAAGAACAGUCUUGGCAAAAUGUUCUACACGCAGCUGCUUAUGAAUAAGCGUGGGCCUUUGGCCAAGAUAUGGUUGGCUGCUCACUGGGAUAAGAAACUCAAAAAAUCUCAUAUAUUUGAAUGCAAUUUAGAGAAGACUAUUGAAAAUAUGCUCUGCCCAAAGUUUAAACUUGCCCUGCGAACCUCAGGACACCUCUUGUUAGGGGUGGUGCGGAUCUACCACAGAAAAACCAAGUACCUCUUGUCCGACUGCAAUGAAGCUCUCCUUAAAAUGCAGUCAGCCUUUCGUCCAGGACUUGUUGAUCUCCCAGAAGGAAACUUAGAAUUGAAUUAUGAUGCCAUCACAUUGCCUGAAAUAUUUCAUGAUUUUGACACACAACUCCCUGAGGUGAACGCCAUUGAUGUUGCUGAACAUUUUACACUGAACCAGAGCAGAGUUGAGGACAUCACUUUGCUGGAAGAGGAUUAUAGACGGGAUCUACUUCUCCAGGGUGAUAGUUUUGGUGAAGAAAUUGAAAUGCCGAGGCAGCAGGGCUUUCUCAAUGACAGCCUAGUGGCUAUUUCUGGUGCCCUCUUGACUGAUCACAGUUCUUUGAGCUUCACUGAAGACAAAAUGGCGUUUGCUGAAGAUGCCCAUUCAUUCAAGUAUGAUGGGUUUGGAGAUGAAGGAGCUGCAGGCAAUAUGAUUGAUGCUGUUCUUGGAGGUGAGCCGAAUGACCACGUUAUUACAGACCUCAACAUGGAGGAAGAAUUUACUUUACUCCAAGAGCUUCCGACUGAGAAUACAGCAGGCCAUCCUAGAUCUGAGCAGGAAGCAAGAAGCUGCCAAAUGAAUGAAACCACCUUGUUGCUCAGUGAGGAGGAAGGAUUUGUACUUGAACCACUUGACAAUUCAGUUCUCACAAGGAAACAAAGAGGGAAAAAGAGAAGAAAGUUACUUGUUGAUUAUGUGAAUCAGCUAAGCAGAAAAACUAUGCAAAACCAGCUUAUGGACUAUGAAGACACAUUAACUGCAUUAGAUAUUGCACCCCCUACAAGAAGGCUCAUGAUUUUACAGGACUUGGGGAGCGCGGAUAAACUUCUGGGCAGACCUACCCAGACUACAAUUAAUGAAGAUUUGCAAAAGCUCUUUGCUAAAAGUCUCAGGUGUGGAAGAAAAAGGUUGCAAGAGCUUGCAGUUGAAAGAAGCAACGAACAAGAUGUCCAAGAAUUGCCAACAGCAGAGGUUCCAAAAGCUAUGCAAGACACAACUUACCAGAUUGUGUCACAAAGUAGCGGAGAAGAAAAGGGAAAUAUAGAAAUUGUUGAACCUAUGGAAACUGUUGGUGGAGUGUCUGCUACGUCUAAUGGUUCUUCACAAGAGACUUCUGUAAGUCUAGAGGUUGAGGCUGCAGUGGAAAAGGGAAAUAAAGACAAUGCUCCAGAUAAUGAAGAAGAAAAAAAGGAUAAAAGAGCUGUAGAUUUGCUAAAUACUUUCCGGAACAUGUACCAGGCAGGAGCAAAGUCUUUCAGUUUUCUGACCCUCUGUAAAAACAAGACCAAGAAAGAAGUGGCAGACAAAUUCUUUAGCUUGCUUGUUCUAAAGAAACAGCGAGCUAUUGAGGUGGCUCAGGCUGCUCCCUAUGCUGACAUUGUGGUGACGGUGGGUCCAAACUUCCAUACUUUCUGAAGGGUAGAGUGAUCUCCUUUUAACCAUUAGUUGCUAUGCUUGAAAACUGUACUCUGCGUUCUAUGAAAGUUGUCAAGAGACACCUUACAGCAUACCGAGAUCUUUGGAUUAGACCGUGUCCUCCACUGCAUAGAUGUGCACAUGCACUUAACAACAAGAGCUAAUAGACGAUGUGCAGAAAUAUUAUAUUGUUAAAAAGAAACACAAUGCCUUUGUUUAAUUAGCACAUCCAGAGUUCAAGCUGUAUGUUAGGAAGAACGCUGCUGCUGUUGUUGUUUUUCUAAAAAAAAAUGUUAAAGUAUAAUUUCCAUGGGUUACCUGUUUUUCUGUUUCCAUAUGAAGUAAAAACAGGGUUAGCUAUGUUUGAUUCUGUAUGCAAAACUGGCUGAUUGUUAGCUAUCAAAACGUGGAUAUCGGCGCGCAGGACACACUUUAACAGCAACAAUGGGAAUUCUGUACAGCUGUGACGUCUUCUUGACCAACGUUUGUAUUUAACAUUUUUAGUUACAAUGCUUCAUACGCUGUGCAGUAUUACUUUCGUUAAGGCAAACAUGUGGUGCUUAUUCUGCAUGUUGCCUAUUAUUGCUGUGCAUCCAAGUCCCCACAGACACCACACACUGGGUACGUGAGUUUGCACUUUGCAGACACUUGAACUAUAGUGGCUUAUGGUAGCUUUGGAUUGGUGAACACAGGAGUGUUCCAAAAUGAGUGCUACCUGCCUCCUCAUCCUACUCCCUGCUUUGCGGUGUUGAAGCUUGAGGGCUGUACCAUCCAGGGACAUCCUUAGGCUGCAGAAAG